Molecule: messenger RNA, 842 nt
Organism: Carica papaya (papaya)
Lineage: Eukaryota; Viridiplantae; Streptophyta; Magnoliopsida; Brassicales; Caricaceae
Source: RefSeq, a predicted model, not a curated record
UUUUUUUUUCACUUAUCCGUGAAACGGCUGCCAGAUUUCAACAUACGAUAGACGAAACCCUAAGUCGUUCACUCCCACUGCGCCCUAGCCGCAGGAGCAGAACCCUCCUUCCUCCCCAUUGUAUAAAUCCUUCAAGAUGAAUAGGGAGAAGCUUAUGAAAAUGGCAAAUUCCGUCCGCACUGGCGGAAAGGGUACCAUGAGGAGAAAGAAGAAGGCUGUCCACAAGACAACAACUACAGAUGAUAAAAGGCUUCAGAGUACCCUCAAGAGAAUAGGAGUGAAUGCCAUACCUGCAAUUGAAGAAGUCAACAUAUUUAAGGAUGAUGUAGUUAUUCAGUUCAUAAACCCUAAAGUGCAAGCUUCUAUUGCUGCCAACACAUGGGUUGUUAGUGGUUCUCCCCAAACUAAGAAGUUGCAAGAUAUCCUUCCUCAAAUUAUCAGCCAUUUGGGACCAGACAACUUGGACAACUUAAAGAAGUUGGCAGAGCAGUUCCAGAAGCAGGCUCCUGCUGCUGGAGCUGGUGCUACAGCAGGACAAGAGGAUGAUGACGACGACGACGUCCCUGAUCUUGUGGGCAAUUUUGAGGCUGUAGCCGAGGAGGGACAAGCAACUCAAGCUGCCCCAUCUUAAAAGACCUGCAAGGCAACCUUUGUGCUAUUCUACAUAUUUUCAAUGUUGAGAUUUAACUUGUUUCCAAAUUUAGGUCUUUCAUCAUGUCUUUAUCUAAUGCAUGUGACACACUUGCUAGUCUGUUACUUUAUUGGCUUGCUUCUUUCUUUUUCUGGCUCUCUCUGAAAACAACAAUGCUUCAUCCAAAAGUUUUGAUUGCUUAUCCAUACAA